Messenger RNA from Sitodiplosis mosellana (orange wheat blossom midge), 4604 nucleotides. RefSeq lists its product as uncharacterized. The transcript has 9 exons. NCBI's taxonomy places the organism in Eukaryota, Metazoa, Arthropoda, Insecta, Diptera, Cecidomyiidae. Bases 506 to 1849 code for a protein of 447 amino acids. The record is from RefSeq and is a predicted model, not a curated record.
UUGUGUUCGAUCCUGUGGUGAGUGACAUUUCGGGCUAUUGAAUGAUUAUGAUUAUUGAUGUACGUUCGAAUGUAACAACAUAGAAUAAAUUACUUCAGGCCGAAAUUGUAUGAGAAUUGAAAUAAAUAAAAACGCUUGACAAAAUAUUGGACAAAAAUAUCGCUUCUGAGACAUUGGAAUUUGAAAAUAUUUUUCAUAACCCAAUUUAAAAAAAAUAUCAACGUUGAUUUCUCACCAAUCAAAUAAGAACGAAGUUGCCACCAAACAGUCGUCGAUGAAUCAUUUCAAUUCUAUUGGUUGGUGCACAAUGCACAUAUUGACUUUGAAUGGUGCACAUUUCGAAAUGUCAUUUAUUGUUGGAACAGGUUUGAGCACGCAUUGUCCAUUUGCCGAUAUCACACAAAAAAGGAAUUGACGAAAUUUUCAAUUGUGGUAAACAAUUCUGGAAGUUGAGCUUCUUGAAGGUUCAAAGAAAAUUUCAUUUUGUUCAGCUCGUGAAGAAACCAUGUCGAAGAAGCGCGUUCUAGAAAAUCACCAAGGUGAAACAGAUCCCGAACCGAAACGUCAAAAGCUGGAAUUAUCGAUUGGCACCGUCAGCGACCGAAAUUCGGAGAUGAUCUUCAACACCGAGUUAAUCGAUCUAAAUGGGGAUUGUCAAGAAGCGAUUUUCCAGCAUCUGGAUCUCGUCGAUUUGUUGAACAUAGCCGAGAGUCAUGUGAAUUUUUUGAAAGCGGCCGGCUACAUGUAUUCGCGACUCUACAAGGACAAAACCAUCCGAAUCAAUGGAAAACGUUGUGCCAUGGGUGUUUUUUUCAAAACUCAUACCAUCAAAACCGACUAUAUUGAGGUGAAUGAUCACCAUCUGUGUUCUCAACUCCUGUCUAUUUUUGGUGGUCACAUCAAGAACCUGUCAAUCAACUUCAACAACACGGCCCCCAUCGAGCGCUUCUUCAACGACGGGGUACAAGCCCAAAUCAAUGAAUUUUGCUCCAGUUCACUGGUUGAGCUCACCAUCGAAAAUUGUCAACACUUUUCGAGCGAAGCGUUCAUGCGACCAUUCCGUGAAGUUCGUUACCUUUCCAUGCAAAAUUGCAAGCUCCCAUUUGAUACGGAUGAGUUCUACCGGAUCUUUCCAUGUCUGACCCGUUUAGAGCUGCUGAAAAAUACCGCGGUCAAUCCAAGCUUCAUCGAACAACACAUUCCGGGUUUGGAACACUUGGCGUUGGAAGUCAACUACAAGGGAUUCACACAAAAAAAUAUCUUGACAGCUUUGUGCUUCAAUCAACAACUGUCCCGUUUGUACUUGAUGUCACAUGUCAACACAGAAUUACUUCAUUCCAUCAACGAAUUGAUUCCGAAUUUACAACAUUUGCAGUUGGUCAUUUUGUUCGGCCAAUUCACUGGCGACAAAUUGAUCAAUUUCAAGCAUGUUCAGAAGGUGAAGCUGACAACGGACUGUGACCCAUUCAUUGAUAUACCAAUGAAAUUUGAUCAGCUAAAAGAGCUGGAUAUUGUGGCUAAUGGGGGUUAUGAAGAUGGUUUUAUCAACUUUAUCAUCCGGAAUAAACAUCUGACCAAAUUGAGCAUCACCGCACCCAGCUGGAAUGAAAUUGAACUCAGCGACUCCGAUGUGACAACACUUGGCCAAGAACUCAAUCUCACAGAACUCACAUUUCAACGAUGCUAUAUCACAGACAACGUAGCCAUCGAUCUCAUGAAUGAUUGCAAAGUGUUACGCAAAUUGCAAUUUGAUCUGAUGGAACCAUCGGAAGAAUUGAACUUGAACAUCAAACAUAACGACUGGAAUGUGAUCAAUGUCAGCGGAACGGUUCAAUGUGAACGGAGAUAGUAAGGUUACCGUAUUGAUUGAUUCAAAAUGAACUCUUGCAUUCUCGAAUGAAACCAAUGAGCGUGACGGCAAUAAAAUUUUGACGAUUUAAACAUUAGAGCGACUAUUUACAUGCUAUGUUACUAAAUACAUACAGCCAACAUAAAUUAUCAUAAUGAUAAAUUCAAUCUGAAUUCACAAUAAUGUUGAAAAUAUUCCAUGGAUAUAAUUUUUUUUAUCGUAAAAAACUUCUCGAAGAAAUAUUAUAAUGAAAAAUUAAGAAAUUAAUUAAGGAAUUCGCUUCGAUAAAGUAUACACUCAUUUGUUUUCCAUAGAACAACGACCUCAAUUUUCAAGCGAUAAUUUUAUUUUUUUUUUUGAUAAAAAUGUAAGAAAAAUUUUACACGCGUACCAUUCGAUAAAAUAAAAAUUUAUAUAAGAAUUUACCCAUAUUUUUUUCGAUAACAAAUCGCCAUUUACGCACAGGGUAAGUUGGUUUUUUUUUCUUCUGUCGAUAAUCUCCGAAUUCAGUCAACCGCUUGAAUUUUUUUUUUUUUGGAGUUUGAGAUUUGGUAUAAAUACGCCCAGAGCAUGCUCAAUUCAGUGAAGGAUAUAUUCCCAACGCGAACGAUUACAACUGGAGAAAAAGUAAAAUUUUGUGCUUGAAAUUUUUUUGAAAAAGAUGUCACUACCAAGACAUAUUAUCGAACCGUAUUUUGUGAAGUGUUUACUGGUUGCCGGUAUAUUACUUCAAUCAACACAGAUAGAAGUGUCUGCAAAACCAAUUGUUAAUUUCAAUGAAAAAGAUUUAUAUGUUACUGUAGAUGCUGAGCACAUAUGGAAUAAAAAUCACAUCACUUGGUGUCUGAGGAAUCGUUGGAUAAAAAACACGAAUGUUAAUGAUGUGAAACAGGUUUUGAAUAAGGCGUUCAGCAUUUGGUCAGAUGAAUCAACUUUGACAUUCGAUGAAGCCGACUGUGCGGUAGCUGAUUUUCAUGUUUCAUUUGAGAAAAACUUCCAUGCUUGUUCUUUGCAUUUUGGACCUGAACGCUACCAAAAAUCACAUUCAUUUCCUCCAAGCUCGCACCGUGCAGGCGACAUACAUUUUCUGGAUGGAGAAAAUUGGAUAUUGUUUAACGAAAAAGAACAUUCAACAAAUGGUAUUGAUUUGAUGUCAACAGCGCUGUAUGAGAUUGGUCGUGCAUUGGGUCUCAAUACCGCAAGUACAAUAAUGUACCAUGAAAAUGGACAGAAAAUUCACGAUGACGAUAUUCGGCAAAUUCAAAAACUAUAUGGAUCGCCAAAAAUUGAUUACGAGGAUGGGGACAUAAUUGAGAUAGAUUUCAUAGAAUUCACGAACAAGUAAUGUCAGAAUUAACGACAUCGAUCGAAUAAAGUACUAUAAUUGAAACUACAACAAACCGUGAAUACAGAGCCCGCUUUUAUAAAACCAUCAUCAAGUAUAUAACAAGUGUAGCCAUUUCGUGGACAUGAACACCAUCACCUGAAACCACUUUAACUACUUCGGCUGCCGGCACUUAGGAUCGCAAUAAUCAAUGGAUCAAAAUGGAGAUAAGAACAAUUUUAUGGUGAUCAAAAUUGAAGACGAUCGAAUGAAAGUCAUGAUAAAAUAUUCAAGUUUGCUAGAAGACGAAAAUUCCAUUGCAAUUGAUCGAUAUAUUGAGGCAAAUUCAGUCGUAAUCAUAAUUAUUAUAUAAUUGCAGCCGGUGACAAUGGCAUUGUGUUGCAUUGAGCUUAAGCUUCAUCAAAUCAAUUGAAUUCUCUAUAAAAUUGUUUGAAGCGAUGAUAAAAAAUCACCGUUUUUUUACCUUAAAACCCGAUUAUGAAUCCGAACAAAAAUACUCAUUUUAUACAAUUCCAUUUUUCUUAAACUAUAGUUGAAGAUAAGUUGAUUUAGAUUCAACUCAACGACAAACAAGCAACUCAAAAUCGAUAAACAUAUAAAACGGCGCAUUAUGUCAAGUUGAAUUGAACGUGUAAUACGAUAUAUACAAAUAUUAAUAAUAUUUCCAUGAAAUGCUGUUCAGAUAGUGAUGGCUUCGAACGUUCGUUCGUUUGUUCGACAAUUUGAAAAAAUAUUUUUUGUUCGUUCGUUCCUUCGACAAUUUAAAAAAAAUAUUUUUUGUUCGUUCGUUCGACAAUUUUAAAAAAUAUUUUUUUGUUCGUUCGUUCGUUCGACAUUCAUUUUGUUCGAUGUUCGGUCCGAACAAAGUUUUUUUAUUUCAAAAUCUCCCGAAUAAAAUUGGUAUUACUAUGAAAAAUUAUAAUAAAAGCUAAUAAAAGCAUUAGCUGUAACGAUUACAUUAUAAAUUUGAUCAAUACAUCGAAUUUUCUGAUGUAAAAAAAUUUUGAUCGGACCGAACAUCGAACAAAAUGAAUGUCGAACGAACGAACGAACAAAAAAAUAUUUUUUCAAAUUGUCGAACGAACGAACGAACAAAAAAUAUUUUUUUUAAAUUGUCGAACGAACGAACAAAACCUUUUUUUAAAACCAUGUCGAACGAACGAACAAGCGUUCGAAAGUGUUCGACGGCCAACACUAUGUUCAGAUAUCCAAAUGCAAAAAAUAAUCUGAAUCGUUACCUUCAGAAUUACUAUUAGAAUAGAGAAAAAAUGUAAGAAAAAAUACUCACGAAUGGCAUUGUGAUAAAAUGUAAAUAAUUUGAUAACGGUGCUCGUACAGUAUUGAGCAUUGACUCAUUUCCGUUGAAUAAACCCAACCAAAUAAAGCUGUAAAAAUUGAGAUUCAAAUAAA